CGUGCUCCACGGCAACGCUCGUCGCAAGUUCCGCUGCAGCCGACACGCGCCUCAGUUCCCCAGCGUUCGUCCAGCAGUAUGAACGAAGAGGAACGCGAUCUGGACAUCGAGGCCGAGAGGAGGGCCCACCACAGCGCCCUGGAGCGAAGGCGACGAGACCACAUCAAGUACACGUUCGGCUGCCUGCGUGACGCCGUGCCCUCUCUACAGUGGGAGCGGGCUACGCGCGCUCAGAUCCUGAAGAGGGCCGCCGACUACAUACAGGUGAUGCAGCGACAGAACAGGGAGCGCCUGCACACCAUCAGGGACCUCAAGCGGGAGAAGAAGCACCUCGAGGAUCAGAUCCGUGCCUUGGAGAAGAUCGAGAGGGCUAGCGGUGGUGGCCGCUGCUCGCCGAGCUCGAGCGUCGUCUCGACCAGCGUUGUGGGAGACUCCGUCUCGCCCCCGUCCGAUGUCCUCUCCGGUGCUUCAACGCUGACUGAAGGGCUGUAG
Rhipicephalus sanguineus (brown dog tick) is the source of this 492-nucleotide messenger RNA. RefSeq names its product protein max. The coding region runs from base 79 to 492 and encodes 137 amino acids. Gene Ontology annotation, cellular component: RNA polymerase II transcription regulator complex. The record is from RefSeq and is a predicted model, not a curated record. Gene Ontology annotation, biological process: positive regulation of transcription by RNA polymerase II. Lineage: Eukaryota; Metazoa; Arthropoda; Arachnida; Ixodida; Ixodidae. The transcript has a single exon. Gene Ontology annotation, molecular function: protein dimerization activity; DNA-binding transcription factor activity.